AUGGGAAUAUUUAACGAACAAUCGUUUGAUCAUCCUUUUGCUAAAGGUAUUCCUGGUGCGCCAGGAGUAGGAUUUAGUCUAACCGCGGAUGGUAAUUAUGAUAUGAAUAAAAAGAAACUCACAAAUGUAGGUGCACCAAGUAAUAAUACAGAUGCUGCAACUAAGAAAUACGUAGAUGAUAAUUCCAGUGGUUCGCCCUCGACAUCAAGAUUGACAGUUAAUUCAAAUAUUGAUAUGAAAGAUCAAUUUCGUAUUCUUAACCUCAAACAACCAGUUGACUCAGAUGAGCCAGCCACAAAAAAAUAUUCUGAUAGCACAUUUCUUGAUAGAAAUGGAACUUACCCAAUGAAAGGAAAUCUUAAUAUGGAUAAUUAUCGGAUAUUUAAUUUACCAACUCCAACGGGUCCAAAACAACCAACACCAUUAGCUUUCACAGAAUUGAAAUAUCUCCACGUUUCUGGAACAAAUAAAAUGUUAAAUAAUCUAAACAUGGAUAAUAAAAAAAUAAUUGGUCUCGCAACUCCUACAUCAAACACAGAUGCCGCAACCAAAAAGUAUGUGGAUGAUGACGCAGGUAGCACAGAUCUAAGUGAUUACUUGAAAAAAGAUGGUACUGUUGCUAUGACAGGUAACUUAAAUCUUGGAAACAAAAAAAUAGUUGGUUUAGCAACUCCAUCAUCAAAUACAGAUGCUGCAACUAAGAAAUAUGUAGACGAUGCCAAAGUAGAUGGAAGUGACUUUUUAAAAUUAGAUGGAACAAGAUCAAUGACUGGGAAUUUAAAUAUGGACCAGAAAAGAAUAACUCUUUUAGGUGAUCCUUUAGCGCCUCUUGAUGCAGUGCCAUUGUAUUAUGCUUCAACAAAGUAUCUUAAUCUUGAUGGAUCAUUUGCUAAAAUGACUGGAAAUAUAGACAUGAACAACAAUCGAAUAUUUAAUCUUCCAGCUCCAAAUAAUAAUAAUCAACCAACAACAUUAGUUUUCUCAGAUACGAAGUAUCUUCAAGUUGCUGGAACAAAAAAAAUGACUAAUAAUCUAAACAUGAACAAAAAAAAACUAGUUGAUUUAGCAUCUCCAACAUCUAACACAGAUGCCGCAACAAAAAAGUACGUGGAUGAUAAUUCAAGUGGUUCGUCCACAACAUCAGGAUUAACAGUUAAUUCAAAUAUUGAUAUGAAAAAUCAAUAUCGUAUUACAAAUCUUAGCACACCACUGGAUGGAAAAGAACCUCCUACUAAAGAUUAUGUAGACAAUACAUUUCUUGACAGAGAUGGUUCUUACCCAAUGAAAGAUAAUCUAAACAUGGAUAAUAAUAAAAUAAUUAAACUUGCUACUCCAACAGCUAAUGAUGACGCAGCAACCAAAAAGUAUGUGGAUGAUAACACAGCUGCCCCAGAUCUAAGUGAUUACUUGAAAAAAGAUGGUACUGUUGCUUUGACAGGUAACUUAAAUCUUGGAAACAAAAAAAUAGUUGGUUUAGCAACUCCAACAUUAAACACAGAUGCCGCAACCAAAAAGUAUGUGGAUGAUAACGCAGGUGCCCCAGAUCUAAGUGAUUAUUUAGAAAAAGAUGGUUCAGUCACUAUGACUGGGAACCUUAAUGUUGGUAAUAAUAAAAUAACACAUCUUAGUAAGCCAACCCAAGACAAUGAAGCAGCAACCAAAAGUUAUGUUGACAAUCUAGUACAACAUGCCACAAUACAACCAAGUCAUUACAAAGACCAGUUUGCUUAUCUAAUGACAAGCGCAUCUCAAUGGACUGAUGAAAUAGAUACCAGGACUAGUUUUGUUAUAAAAAGCACAGGAGAUUUAGGACCAAAAAAUGGAAAUUUUCAUGAUUAUAACCUCAAAGUUAUUAAAAUGGGAAUAAAUAAAGAUUCACAAGGAGGUUAUAAGUAUAAAAUGGGAAUCAACUUUUACAGGUUAACUAAAAAUACUGAUUACACACUGUGUUUGGAAAUACUUAACUCUGAAUACGCUCUAUGGCAUAAGUCCCAAAUAAGCGUAGACAAAGGAAGUUCAACAGGAUUAUCAAUUGGUAAUGUUAGUAUAAGGAAACUUUCCCAUAGGUAUAUACAAUCAAAUGGGACUCCAGAAUUUAUGUAUUACCAUAGAAUAAUAGUCAAUUUCCGGAAGUUGUCAACUGGUAAUAAGUUCUUUCUUCAUUUUUUGGUUAAUAUACCACAAGAUGGAAUUGACUUGGCUGUUUAUCCUAACCAGUUUCUAGGAGUUUAUAUAAUUGCUUAUGGAAUUGUAGGAACAUUUAGCAAUAUCGAUCCAGAUAAAGUUUAUGACUUUCACACCGCGUAUGAUAUCAAACCAACAGAAGUGACGUACAAUGUUGAUAUUAAUGUAAAUCAACGUUCAAUCAAAGGUAUUAAACUUGAUCCAAAUGACAAAAGCAGUGCUGCCACAAUGGGGCAGAUUGAGGCCAUGACCAAAUUUACUAUAAACAAUCUUUAUAGAAAUUAUUUUCAAGAAUUUUAUGACUUUUCUAAUGCGGAUAGUUAUGGAAUAAAUAUAGGUUCAUCUGGAGUUAUUAUUAAUUCUGUAGAGCCUAAUAUUACUCUACCACCAAAUAAAGACCUAGAUGAAAUAAAAAAAGAUGGUUUAAAUGUUAAUGGUUACGAUGUUACUUUUUCUCCUACACAUUCUUCGAAAUCUACUUUAUGUAUUGUUUUUACUCAUUGGAGAAAUAGGAGUUUUACCCUAACUAAAUAUUUAUCAACAAACAAUAAUAUUUUAGUAAAAUUAAACUAUGAUAAAACAAACAAUAAAGUAACUUUAACUGUCAAUAGAGCAACUCAAAAUUUUACCAUGCUAAGUGAAUUUAGUGGAAAAAUAAUUGUAUUAUGGCUAACAGAAAAUUUUGAUUCAAAUGUUACAAAAGUUAAAAUAAGUAACUAUAGCGCAACAUCAACUAUACCAGCCGUUCACUACGAUGUUAAUCAACGUUGGAAGUUUACAACUGAAGAUGGAGUGUUAAAUAAAUUAAUGUACUCUCCAAACUUUUACGAUGACGACUCUGAGCAAUAUCAUAAAGUAAUGAUUCAAGAAAAGUUAAAUGGAAGUUAUAUAGUUUAAGGGGGUUAAUGAUUCAAGAAAAGUUAAAUGGAAGUUAUAUAGUUUAAGGGGAACCUACGGUUCCCCUAACACCCCUCCCUUAGCUACGCCGCACUAAUAUAAACAAAAGAAUAAAAUGAAGGAUAAAAUGAAGGAUAUCUUUGAAUUUAAUCACAUUGAUAAAUCUCUCUCAGAA
Porites evermanni is the source of this 3256-nucleotide messenger RNA. Lineage: Eukaryota; Metazoa; Cnidaria; Anthozoa; Scleractinia; Poritidae. The record is from the annotation of a GenBank genome assembly.